AACCUAUCCGACUCUGUGAUACGAAGUGUUAGUAUGAAAUUGCAACGAUCUAUGAAGUGUCAGCGGGCAGGCGGGCAGGCAGCGGCAAUUCCUCCUCUUUCUGUCUUUCUUCUACGUAGAGUAAGUGUUAGUAAAUCCGGUCGGUCGAGAAUCCCUACGUAGAAGAUAUGUUAGCGAACGAGGGAUCCACAAGCGACCUAAGAUGUAUAGUAAAGAACCCCUCUGCCGAGAAAGACCCGACGGCAGCACUGCUUGCAGCCCGGUAUACUGUUAUCUUCGCUCACGACAAGCGCAAAGAAACACUAUUAAAAUCAGUGGGAUCCUCUAUAGCAUUAGUAGAAUCUCAUCAGAGCGAACAAGCGUGUUCGCAUGGUGUGGUUGCCUUUACGGUGCCCUUCGUGGCAGCAGACUUGUCCACAAGCGAGCCAAGCUGAGAGCCCCUGAUGGCUAGCUUCAAAGCCGAGCCGCCAUCGUCAAGAGAACAAGCCAGCCAAGUUGCAGGCUUGACUAGUCUUC
Molecule: messenger RNA, 516 nt
Organism: Baudoinia panamericana UAMH 10762
Lineage: Eukaryota; Fungi; Ascomycota; Dothideomycetes; Mycosphaerellales; Teratosphaeriaceae
Exons: 1
Coding region: 168-434 (88 amino acids)
Source: RefSeq, a predicted model, not a curated record